GCGGACUAACAAUCAAGCUCUCAUUACUGUCAGUCCGUCAGUUUGUCAGUUUGUCAUUUUGCCAGAUUGUCAGUUCCACCGCCUUCUUUUAGGCCAAUUGUUGUCGUAGUGUAAAAAUAAACAAACAUUCCGUCGCACAAUGGUAAUCCAUUCGAUAUGGCUCGCCCGGAUUAGCUACCAAGUUCACAUCCGCUUGCUGUGCUCAACUUGUUCUUAAGAUCUCCGUAUCUUUGGGUAUAAAAACCUUGCUUCCCAUAGAGAACAGCAUCAGUCAACGCACCUCCAGUCUUUGAGCUCGUUCGUCGCCCACAAACCCAAAACAACAAUCAACAUGAAAUUCCUCGUCUGCUUGGCUCUCUUCAUCGCCGCCGCCCAGGCUCAUGUGGUGGCGCCCGCUGUGGCCACCUACUCCGCUGCUCCGGCCCUGACUUACGCCGCCGCCGCUCCAGUGACCACCUACUCCGCCGCCAUUCCCCGCGCCUACUCCGCCUACGCCGCCCCCUCCGUGUAUGCCGCCCCCUCGGUCUACGCCGCUCCCUCCGUCUACGCCGCCCCCUCCGUCUACUCCUCCUCCUAUGUGGCCGCGCCCUCCGUGUACUCCGCCUACGCCGCCCCCGCCGUCGUCUCCACUCUGCUCAAGAAGUAAAGUGCUCAGAUCGAUCACAUGAUAUGCCGUCAACUUUGUCAACGAUAUUGAAAUAUUUCCACUAUGAAAUAAAGCUGUGAAUUCACGAAACAAA
Drosophila santomea is the source of this 740-nucleotide messenger RNA. RefSeq names its product cuticle protein 16.5. The record is from RefSeq and is a predicted model, not a curated record. The transcript has 2 exons. The coding region runs from base 332 to 646 and encodes 104 amino acids. NCBI's taxonomy places the organism in Eukaryota, Metazoa, Arthropoda, Insecta, Diptera, Drosophilidae.